GGAACCACCACAUCGCACAGCACUAGCUCGCGACGCAAGUGUUCCGGGUUUAUCGCCGAACAAAGGAGAGUGUGAUCCACUCGCUUUUGGUAAGGUCAGUGAUGAUUGCUGGCGGUUAGGUCCUGCAGCCCGAGGAUGUCCGCUUCAGAUUCUGACUGCUCCACCGACUGGCUGGCCAGUGACGAUGAGGAUUGUGACAGCGCGUCUGAACUGGACUGUGUCUGCCCCGGCGCAAGGAAGACGCCGCCCUUACCUGCGCCAUCGGGCGAGGAGUCCAGCAACGGGCAGCUCCACCUCGAUCCCAUGGAGGGGAGCCGUAACAGUGAUGUCAUGGAUAAGGACAGCUGCCUGAGCGGGGACAGCGGCGUCCCGAGCCGUGGCAUCCACUCCGGAUGUACGCAGUCACAGGCCAGCGGCAUGCGGAACUUGCUUCUCUCCGGGAAGCACGAGCAGUCUGGGUCUUUGUGCCGGUCCCCACCUCAUGCUGCAGAGAGUUUACAGAGAGAGGGACCCCGGCAGGCACAGAAGAGGCCUUGCGGCUCAGAGGCCUUGGGGGUCUGGGCUUCUUGGCAAAAUCCCAACAAGACGGACAGUGGUGAGCUGUUCGCUCGCAAGUGCAUGGAGCUACAGUGCUAUGUGCCCCAUCUGUCCUCAAUCUUGAACGGCCUGCAGGCUGGGAGAUACAGAGAACGUCUGAGCAGUUUCCAAGAGAGCGUUGCCAUGGACAGGAUUCAGAGGAUAAUGGGGGUUCUGCAGAACCCGUGCAUGGGAGAGCGUUACAUCAAUAUCAUUCUGAAAGUGGAAGAAAUGCUAAGGAGCUGGUUCCCUAAUGUGAAAUCCAAAGACCAACUCGCUUGUGACCAGACGGAGGAAACCACUCCCUCUAAGAGAAAGAAGCUGUGCCCGGUCACCACAGCGGAAAGCCCCAUGUCUCUUGGCGGUCCCCCUGGCAGUAGCAAGGCUCUGGGAGUCAGCGAGCCCACGCCGCUGGGCGCCUAUUCCGCCACAAACUUGAAGUGGCUCCACACGUCCCCUAUCUGCUCCCCCACCGCGGAGCUGGCCCUGGGGGGGCUGAGGCAGUGGCCGCCGCCGGCGCCGCCCAGGGACAAGGGCGUCAUGCAGGACAGUGCCGUGUCAUCCAGCACCGACUCGCCCCCUGAGAGCCGGCCACCCCUGGGCAAGAUCAACGCCCCCUGUUUGGAGAGACUGCUGAAAUCCACAGAGAGCAUCAUUAGCCGCAAAAACACAGGGCCCACAAAGGAGAGCAGCUGGUCAUAGCACAGAGAGAGAGAAAGAGAGAGGAAGAAAGAGAGAGACUGGUCUGUCUGCAGGAGAGGGAUGCUCAACGUUUUGAUCUGAUCUGAGUACAGAGAGACUGGGCUGUUUUUAGGAGGGGGACACUUAACCCUCUGAGCUGGUCUCUGGUCUCAGCACAGAGACACUGGGCCACCUGCAGGAGCAGAGACAGCAUUGCACUGCCCACCACGGUUUGGAGUCAGUCUGUUCGGGGGGGAGGGGUGAGGAAGGAGGGGUGCUAUUCCAGCCUUCUAAGGAGAGUGAGAGCUUUAGGGUGAGAGAGUGGUGUCCCCACUUUGAUGUCUGCAUUAAUUCCCCUCUAUUUCUGUUUGGACCUCAGUUUGGAUCCAUUGUGCAGGAGUGGGGUACAUGAACAAGGUGCAAACACACAGUCAGUCACCCAGAAAGGCAGGCUUUGGUUCUGAUGUCUGUAGGAACUGUGAUCGUGUGUCUGGACCUCCCUUUGAGAGAGGUUUGAAAUCAGUGACAUCAGUCACAGCCUUUGCAUCAGUAAGGGAAAGUGUAGGUAACAGGAUUCGGGAACACCCAAGAUAUUCAGAUAUGUCAGUGGUAUAUCUGUACAGAUGUGGUGUAUGUGUGAAAUGAAUGAAUGCAAGUUUUUUUAUUUUCUUUCUUUUGGUGUGUGUGUGUGUAACUCAGCAUUCAAAAAAAAAAUAGUUGAGCAAUGUGACUGUUACUUCAUUAACUUCAAGUUUUGAUACAACACUUCUACCUCAAUUUGACAGCGUUGUUAAGGUUGAGAUAUACUGUACACGACCAAGGACAAAAAAGAGAAGGUUCCACAAAGAGCCUGUCGUGUGGAGGCGGUCAGUAGGAGCCAUCCUACUCAUGUAAAAGGCCAGGACUGGCCAGCUGACCAGACCCCUGACGUCAGGUGACCUUCUAGAAUGUGAACUCUAUUACAGAUGUUUGCCGAAAGGCAAGCCGUGCCUGUCAAUCUGACGUCAAGCCGUGCCUGUUGGCUGAUUGAAUGAAAGAGCACCAUGUUGAAUACCCGAACCCCUGAAGGACACGCAAACUUGGAAAUCCCUCGACUCCUCUGCCUUUUCCUCUAUCAAGUAAAUUAUUAAACUCUUGCCAACCUGCAUUCUGUGGUCUAACGUAACAGUAACAUUUCUGUCAACACAAGAGUUGGACAAUGUCUAACUAAAAUACAGCAAGGAGAAGAGAAGGUAUUGCUUUGUGUAAAUAUUCUGAACAAUGUUCCAGGUUGUUAAUUUACCUUACAAAGUGGCCUUUACAGUGUGAUAUUUUAUACUUUAAAAAUAAAUGUGGUUAUAUUUGU
Messenger RNA from Megalops cyprinoides (Indo-Pacific tarpon), 2602 nucleotides. RefSeq lists its product as uncharacterized. Gene Ontology annotation, molecular function: RNA polymerase II cis-regulatory region sequence-specific DNA binding. The transcript has 6 exons. The record is from RefSeq and is a predicted model, not a curated record. Gene Ontology annotation, cellular component: nucleus. Gene Ontology annotation, biological process: negative regulation of DNA-templated transcription; circadian regulation of gene expression. The coding region runs from base 136 to 1278 and encodes 380 amino acids. Lineage: Eukaryota; Metazoa; Chordata; Actinopteri; Elopiformes; Megalopidae.